CUUCAACAAUAGGAACAGCAAAGAAGGUUGUUUAGGAAUAACAAACAAUAAGCAUUCACCUCAUUGCUAUCAAUCUUACAAAAGCACACCUUUUUUGAAAAGAAGGAUCGAAGUAUUCUGUUGGGAACAACUCACGAGGAUGGCUACAAUUAGGGAUGGAUUCAUCACAGAGGUUGAUGACAAUGGUGUUGGACUUAUCCCUGCCCCGCCGUCUCCCCACAAAUCAACACAUACAAACCCGAGCUUAGCUACUUCAACUUGCAACAGCGGAGCGAUGGCGAGUUCUGGUUCUUCUAUUCCUUCACGAGACUCUGUUUCUGCUGCGAUCGCGCUUGUUCGGGCCAAACAAAUCGCGAAGUCGGUAGCUCAACGAGCCGAAGACCAGAUUCUACAGCCACGAUCAUUCGCAUCCGACCAAACCUCUACUUCUCUCGUGACUGACUCCUCGUCGAAGAGCAAGACAACCAACAGUUACGCGUCUGCAAGGGGGGAAAAUUCCGCACCACCUUCCUUGCCGAGUGGAGAGAAGUCGGUAUCUAGUAGUGCACGAGGUUCUAUGAGUAUUUCAUUGCAACUGCCUAGAGAUCAAUCUUCCCUAGGCGUUCCUUCUACUUCAACCACCACGUCUUGCGAUGGUAUUCCGGUUGCCCCAAGUCUAUGCUCAAAUGGAAGCGACGAUUUUGAUGUGGCAGUUGAUGCAAAGACUCUUGACGACGUCAACGCGUUUCUCAAUCGUUUAGGAGUCGGAGAAUUACGUUCGAUGUCAGUGGAUUCCAAUAACAGCAAUGCGAUAAAUGCAGUAGACUCUAUUGAAAAUCUAAGGGCAGCUUCUGCGGAUUCUUUGGUAGAUGAAGAUAAGGUGUCGUCUGGAGAAAUUGACCAAGAGACGUUGGCUGAAAUAUCGGCCUACAUUGAUGCUGCUACAAAAAAAAGUGAGAAGCGCGAAGAGAUCAAUGAACAAGAAAGCCCAAUUUAUGAAAGGCUGGAGGAUGUACAGUCUUGUAACGAUCCGCCAUCGAUGUUUCAUACCGGAAUUUCUGGCCAUAAAGACGAUCCUCCUGCAGCUUCGCCCCAGGCUGAAGCCGUAUAUACUGAGCAAAGCGAAAAAGUAAAUCCAUUUCUGGAUCUUUCAUAUCGUGAGGAGGAACCCCACAAAAACAGUCAAGCAACUCUCGUGAAUUCUAUUGUAGCGGAAGAAGAAGCAACUCAAGAAGGCACUGAAGAAGAAGCGAACGACGACAAGUCUCGUGAAAGCCAUUAUACUGAGACGUCGUUUGCAGCUAGUAUGCGCAACACACUUAGUACUGUAGAAGAGGUAUUUUCAGCGGAAGCCGAGGAAGAAGAGGAGAAUGAGGUUGAGUUCUCUGCGCCUGAAAAAGAAGUGAAUCAGAUGCGAGAGUUCGCGCUACCAGCUGUAGCUUCCUAUGAACAAGAGUCAGUGUAUGGACCCGAUGGAAGAAAGGAGCCGAAAGGAACUUACGAAAAAACCGGUGUAGAAGUUGAGAAAUUACCUGUAUCCAACGUUGGUGUGGAACAAAACAUGAUGAAUAGUGAUAUGUCUGUGAUUAGUACGGACUCACAAAAUGUUGGAAAAUCAUCUCAAAACGUUGGCAUUGACGACGGCGCUAAUAGCGUCAAAAGCCAGGGAUUGAGCGAGACUGAUUCAGUUCCAUGGGCUCUUCGAGAUGUUGCUAGUGAAGAAACUAUGCGAGCAACAGGUCGCCGGCGCCCACGAUUUGUUGUAUCUGGACCUCGGCCGUCAAACAAAUCAAGAAAUGUUGCCAGCCUUUUUGAUGAUACAUCCAUACAAGCAAGCGAGGCCGCUAGUGAAUUCAAGAAUGGCGAAUCUUUUGUCUCAGAAGUGAGAAGUGAUGAUAGUGAUGAGAAGAGUUAUGAAGAGGAAGACAUCGAUGACGACGAGGAGGAAAAUGCAGUGCAGACUUCAGAUUCUUUCGAAGGAAAUGGUUGUCUUGUUGAUAACAUAUUGUACAACGAUUAUGUACCAGAAGAUGACUAUGCUCUUCAACGAGGCACAAGUGAUGGAAUUUUCAGUAGCACUGAUGAGACCGAAGCGUCGGGCAUAAGCGAUAGGGUACGUCUAAAUUCUACUGAAUCUGGUGAAGCUGGGAUAUCCGAACAAGAAAGCAUUGAAGUCGUUGAUGAUAAAUACGGUGUCUGCGAUGACGAAGUAGGGGACCCCACAUCAUCCCAAGUAGAAGAUGAAGAAGAUCGCGAAAUUGCUCAAGACCCAUCGGGAGAAAUGGCUGGAUUUGUCUCUAGUCCAAUUAAAGCCAGCAACGUUGCUACAGCGACAGAUACCGAAACCAACGCAAAAGCAGGAGAACAUGAGGGAAAAAUUGAGCAAAAUAAUUCUUUCCUUCGCCAAUUUGAAGAUUUGGACUUGAGUGAGGAGGGGGAAACGGACCAAAGUUUGGAACCAGACAACAGUUUAGACCAUCAAAAUCACGAGAUUGUUGAAGACGAUGUUCCUGAUGCCAUGUCACCAGCAGCGUUGAUCAGCUAUUUUUACACGAUUGAUGCACGGAUAUUUAAAGGAGAAGAGGACGAGAAGUUGGUCAAAGGCUUCAAAAGAUUGAUGAUGCCUGUCAUAGACGGGAAAAAACCUACCAUAAUCGAGGAAGCUCAGAUUCGACAAGCAGCACUGAAAGCAGAUAUCCCCCUCGCUUUCGUUGAUGCUUUUAUCGACCAUGUGAAGGACGACCACCCUGAUGUUGCACCGAAAAAAUCUGAGGAAGAUGACCCAGAUUUGCUUUCGAUAGGCUGGGACGAUAUAGAAGAAGUCAACGAAGAUGAGGCUAUCGCCGCAUUUUUGUCUUCAAAAUUUGGUGCAAAUGCUGAGGUUGAAAACACGAAAGCGAGGAAAAAGCAUAAACAUGACAAGAAAUCUAAAGAACUGAUGGGCACUGGUAGUCGUGAUUAUGAUCCUGAUGAUGACAUUGUGACAUCCGCGAUCGAACCGGAUUUCAUGAAGACAAAAAGUGAAGACGAGACUAAUUACGAGUACAAUGAAAGCGAGACGAUAGAUAGCGACGAUUCUAAAGGAUCAACCCACGAGUCAAAGGAAAAUACCAUCGGAAACGCAGAACAAAUUGCAAUCGAAUGCCCAGACACCAUCCCAAAGGUUGUUCAGGCUAUCAAAAAGCAGGAGAUCGAGCCCGUCGACAUGAAAAUAUUAGAAGCUUGCAAAAGUAUUGAGAGCUUUGACGAAGAAGUUUGGCAACGAAGGACAGCGAUGGCGACCUAUGGUUGGGAAUGGCAAGAGGCAACCUGGCUUUCUUCUCCAGGAGGCUCAAAUCUCUCAGGAGUAGGCAUCGAUGGUGUUGCUAUAGGAAAAGGCGUAUCGAAUCUUUUGUUCACCAAAAAAGCUUUCCCACUUGCAAGGAAAACCUGCAAAAUCCCAUAUAAGCGUAGAGUGAAGCCUCACGCUGGUUAUUCUGACAUUGACGUGCUCUCAUUACAAGAAUCUGCAGUAAAUGGGGAGAAAAAUGUGCUGAAGGACGAAACCCCAUGGGAACUCCGCAAUGUGCGUCAGCGUUUCCUUCACGAGCGGAGCUUGACUUUUUCAAGAAAUUGGUUCGGUACUUUAGUGAAGACAAGCGGGAAUGACAGAAUAAAGGCUCCUGUUUGCAAACCAAAAUCAAUGGAAAUGCCUAUGAGAAAUAUACCAGAUCCUGGAGACUGGACUCCAGAAUGGUAUACAAGUUGGGGCGGUACUUUAGGGUCAGGCAGUGACUCUGAAUAUGAUUCUGAUGGAGAGAGCACUUACACCAAAGACACUCGUGAUGGCAAAGAUGAUUCGAUUCGUUCUUAUUCGACCAGCAGUAGCUUUUCAGAAGACGAAGAGUGGGAAGACGCUCCAGAAUGUGGCACUAUCGUCAACACAAAGUUAAAGAUUGGAGAACAUGUAUCACGAGUUCACCCAGACUAUACGAGUUCGUUGAGGAAGAGCCGAUGGCGCAAGAAAUAUUUCCCGGUUGGAACUUUUCCAUACUAAUUUUAAUAGGUAUAAUUACAUGUUAUGAAAUAAAAGUCAUGUUAGCUUAUAAUUAUACAAUCAUUCAGAAGAAAGUUGGUCCAAAAUUAUUUUAAAUUGAAACCGAUGUAUUGAUUUCACUACAAUUUCUAACUGGUAUGAAACAUAUGAUGAAACAUGCAGGUCUCUUUGAAGUAAUAAUGGGUCAUGUUGGUGAAGCUCCUCAAUUGACCAAACCUAAUAGACUGAUAAGACAAAA
Molecule: messenger RNA, 4253 nt
Organism: Pseudo-nitzschia multistriata
Lineage: Eukaryota; Bacillariophyta; Bacillariophyceae; Bacillariales; Bacillariaceae
Source: the annotation of a GenBank genome assembly